AUGGGUCUCUCUCAGAGCAAAGCGGUUAUUGACAAGGUAAUUGUGGCUUCGACUAGAGCAAGUUAUGAGGGACGACAGGACAUCCAAGAGAUCCUCUCUGACAAUGAAUUCGUAGACAACCUCCAUGGACUUUGGCAGCAAGUACCGUACCCAUUCCAAAAUCGAAUCGCUCCUGUUCGGCAAAGCAAAGUCACAUGCCCUUCCCGUUUUAUCAAUCACAAAAAGAAUUCAGCAACUUCUAUGCUUGCUGCUUACAGGCGCAAGGGCUACCUAGCAAGCUACAAGGCGGUAACUCGUUACCGGAAGCAACGUCCAGAGAAUCCUACAGUUGCAGCAUAUAAAGUAAAGAAGCACUUAGCCUUUCACCAAACCGGAGGCCACCAUCAGAAAAAAAAGCACGCCAAAUUUCGCAAUCGGAUCAAAAGCUCUCACACUACAAGAAACAGCCAGAAACAACGACCAGCAGAUGUCACGUCCGACAAUUUGCAACAGCUGAUAGAUGACGUUAGGCAAUGGAGAUCUAAUAUUCCGGGUUUCUUUCAUGAAGAGGGAACAACUGAGCUUAGCUUCCACAAUCCACUUGCGGGAACAUAUAAACUCUUAAAACAGCUGGAGCAACGAAACGUGAGGGAUGAAAUGCGCAUACGACUCCUGAAGGUGAUGUUUCACCGACUGUUGGAAAAAGUUUGCAAUCAGUACGCUCGUUCAAAGGAUAUCAAGAGAGUUAUAAGAGUAAUUGCAAUAUCUGGCCUGGUCGAUGAUAACUCUGAACAGAUUGAGGAUUGUAUUAAAAGCUGGGGCAAAUCUGGACGAAGACUCGAUUGUUUGUGCAAAGACCUUAGUGACGGUGAUACUAGGAAUGAGCGUCAUUUGGGCAAAUUGUUUCUCUUACCGAAAAAUAUCACUAGCAACUACCUUGAGAAACUCGGAUACAAGAGCCGGAAUCGGCUCCAGGCGAUUGAACGAUUGAAAAAUAGCGGCAUACGUACAGACAAGCUAUACGAAGAUAUUGAUGAAUUUGCAGGUUGUGUCUUCUUGUAUUUAUGGAAAAGAGUUGAAGAGGCAAUCACACAGGAAAGUCUUCCAGUUGGGCAACAGCUACAAGGCAAUUCAACCGGAUUCGAGCGAGCCAGCUGCCAAACCGUCAGCAGCGAUGAAGUCGCAACAGAGUUGGCCACUCAAUCAUCCGUGCAGAGAACUUCCCAAUCCGAUAUUGGUUUGCACGAUGCAGUGGGGACUCCAUUUCAAACCCAACCUGCACUGAGUUCCCACAGUCCAGCCAACCAGAGUGCUGCAGUUGACCUUAGUAAUCUUGUCCAACCUCUGACAUCUGAUAUGGAGCCACACCUCAGUGCGGUCAUGCCGGGCCAGAGGGAAGCUGAUAUAUGGCCUCUCAUGCAGCGUAUAUCUAUACCUGCAUCUACAGUUGUCCAAUAUGGCAGUGGGUCCGCGGGCAUGCAACCUACAAGUAACCACCAAUUUCCAACGAAUAACUGUCCUUCAUUUCCGCAGCCUUAUAUCGAACCUCUUGGGACUGAUAUGGAGCCACACCUCAGUGGGGUCAUGCCGAACCAGAUGGAAGCUGAUAUAUGGCCUCUUAUGCAACGCAUACCUAUACCUGCGUCUUCAAACAUCGACUACUACAAUCAACCUAUGGAAACACAACCUACCAGUUCGAACCCUUAUGUCCAACCUCUAGGAGCUCAUACGGAGCAACACCUCGAUGGAGCCAUGCCGGACCAGAUGCAAGUUGAUAUAUGGCCUUUUAUGCAACGUAUACAUACAUGUACAACUGCAGAAGUUGGAGAGGGAAUGAUAACUACAACCCAGCAAGGUUUUAACCAAGGUUCCGUGCCACAGCAUGAAAACUCCAGCGACACAGAUACCCAACUUCGCGCGACGCAGAAUUACCCGCAUUGCAGCUUACUUAGUUCACGGGAGAGAGCCCAGUGUCUGGAUUCCAGUCAGCGGUCAGAUCCAUCAUCGAAUACUCUGGCCGCAAGUCACGUGGCGUCUGAACAGCAGUCAAGCCUAGAUGGCCAACAUUCUGGCCUACCAUACUGCGAAGUGGAUCGGUAUAUAAGUAACAACCAAUAUGGCAACUAUCAUUAUAUUCCUCCAGCGACGACAAUAGGAGCAUGA
Messenger RNA from Aspergillus tanneri, 2142 nucleotides. RefSeq lists its product as uncharacterized. Lineage: Eukaryota; Fungi; Ascomycota; Eurotiomycetes; Eurotiales; Aspergillaceae. The transcript is spliced from 3 exons. The record is from RefSeq and is a predicted model, not a curated record. The coding region runs from base 1 to 2142 and encodes 713 amino acids.